Molecule: messenger RNA, 630 nt
Organism: Fraxinus pennsylvanica
Lineage: Eukaryota; Viridiplantae; Streptophyta; Magnoliopsida; Lamiales; Oleaceae
Source: the annotation of a GenBank genome assembly
AUGCCAAAGGGGUAUGUAGGUGGCAUGUCUGAGCCCGAAUGGACUUUCAGGCUGGAGCGAAUGCUGCAAGCCACCGCAGAUGGGACCAGAGUGACGAAGUUGGGUGGGAAGUGUGAAAAUGUCGCAUUCUGGGAAACCUACGUCGGAGCUAGGGUUAGAGGACCGACAGAUCGGUUGAGACUGAGCUUUGGUGAUGAAGAUUCCUGUGUUAAUGUUAACAAGCCGGAUUUUCGAGAACUUGAUCUGGGCUCGCCUGUUUCGACGCUGAGGACUCGUCAGGCUGGGCUCACUGCGACCGCCACGAGCAGCAGUUCCAGCUCCUCCGGAUCGGUUUCGAGAAAAACUUCCGGCGGGCCCAGUCCGACUCUCUCGAAGAGACCGAUUCCCAAAAAAAACCAUUCCGGCGAGCUUUUGGGCUGUUCCGUGGAGAGUUCCCUGUCGACGGUCCGUCACUUCAAACCUGGUCAUACCCAGUCCUAUUCUGGAGGUACACUCCCACUAAUUCACUCCGGUGGUGGAGGCUCAGUCAAUUCUCCGUCGGUCAAUGUUCUUCCAACCAGGAAUAUUUGUCCGUCCGGCAGGAUUUUGGCAUGGGGAGCCGGUCCACUAAAAUCGAUGUUUUGGGUUUAG